Molecule: messenger RNA, 634 nt
Organism: Parathielavia appendiculata
Lineage: Eukaryota; Fungi; Ascomycota; Sordariomycetes; Sordariales; Chaetomiaceae
Exons: 1
Coding region: 173-523 (116 amino acids)
Source: RefSeq, a predicted model, not a curated record
GUGGGCGGCCCCGGCCCUUUGUAUUCGAUGGCCCGCAAAAGCCUAACCUCACAUGCAACAAGCGCACAGCCGGCCGCGGCGACGGCCGUUGCUCCCGCUAUAGCUAGCUAGGCGAGAGGACGUGGUGGGCUGGGUCUCAAGGCUGGACGAUAGGACAGUCACUUAGCUAUGUAUGCUUAACCUUGUAUCAGAUGUCAAAAUUGCCACCACACACUGUCAUGUCUCCUGUGCAACUCGCAACGCUAGUGAGAUGUUCAGUUUCCAGGUGUGGUUAAAUACGGCGGUGGCUUGGUUUGGGAGGUAUAGCACAGUAAGUGUGAGGAGGCAGACGACGACACCAUGCCGAACAACCCAGCCGAGCGACCGAGCAAUCGUCGGCGUCCCGGCGUGGCCGGUUGGAGGUGCUGUUAGCUGGCUCGGGCGGCCGUCGGCUACGGUAUGCGGGCUGCGGAUGGCUCUCUCGACGGUGCCAUCGCCAGGGCUUCGCUUUACACUUGAGCAGGCCAAGCCGAGAGGACGAUAGUACAACAGUUGGUUGAUACAUUCAAUAGACCCAAUAGGGCAGAUGUUGAUAUACUGCUCGCGUACGGUCGAGAAAGCAUGAAGCUUGUGCCGUCAGCAGGCUCGCCUGAUC